Molecule: messenger RNA, 17293 nt
Organism: Trichechus manatus latirostris (Florida manatee)
Lineage: Eukaryota; Metazoa; Chordata; Mammalia; Sirenia; Trichechidae
Gene: VPS13A
Product: vacuolar protein sorting 13 homolog A
Exons: 69
Coding region: 119-9328 (3069 amino acids)
Biological process (GO): protein targeting to vacuole; protein retention in Golgi apparatus; autophagy
Cellular component (GO): extrinsic component of membrane
Source: RefSeq, a predicted model, not a curated record
CACAGUCGGAGCUGCCCCGGGGGUGGCGAACCGAGUGUUCUGGAGGGAAGGGUACGGGAGGAGGCGCAGGAAGAAGGAACGCGGGGGGCGGCUGCCUUGCCCGCUGCGGCUCAGGAAAAUGGUGUUCGAGUCUGUGGUCGUGGACGUUUUGAACCGGUUCUUGGGGGACUAUGUGGUGAACCUGGACACGUCCCAGCUCACUCUGGGCAUCUGGGGAGGAGCUGUGUCCCUCAAGAAUCUCAAAAUUAAAGAAAAUGCUCUGCAUCAGCUGGAUGUACCAUUUAAAGUUAAAGCUGGUCAUAUAGGUAAUCUUAGUCUUGUAAUUCCGUGGAAAAACCUUUAUACUCAACCAGUUGAAGCUGUAUUGGAGGAAAUAUAUUUACUCAUAGUGCCUUCUUCUAUAAUAAAAUAUGAUCCUUUAAAAGAAGAAAAACAAAUCUUGGAAGCAAAGCAACAGGAACUAAAAAGAAUAGAAGAAGCAAAACAAAAAGUAGCUGAUCAAGAACAACCUAAGGAGGAGAAACAGGACACUUUUGUAGAAAAAUUAGUUACUCAGAUCAUAAAAAACCUUCAAGUGAAAAUUUCCAGCAUCCAUAUUCGCUAUGAAGAUGAUAUCACAAAUCGAGACAACCCACUGUCAUUUGGUAUUUCCCUUCAAAAUCUCAGCUUGCAGACAACUGAUCAAGACUGGGUUCCAUGUUUACAUAAUGAAACUGAGAAACUAUUUCGUAAGUUAGUCCGAUUGGAUAAUCUUUUUGCCUAUUGGAAUGUGAAGUCUGAGAUGUUUUAUCAUUAUGAUUAUGAUGAAUCAUUGAACAGUUUGAAGAAUGGCAUUGUCAAUGAAAAUAUUGUUCCAGAAGAUUAUGAUUUUGUUUUCCGCCCCAUAUCUGCUAAAGCCAAACUUCAGAUGAAUCGUCGAUCAGAUUUUGACUUUUCUGAGCCCAAAAUAAAUCUGGAUGUUGAGUUACAUGACAUAGCCAUUGAAUUUAAUAAACCACAGUAUUUCAGUCUUAUGGAGCUUCUUGAAUCAGUUGAUAUGAUGACACAAAAUCUGCCAUACAGGAAAUUCAAGCCUGAUGUACCUCUUCACUACCAUGCCAGGGAAUGGUGGGCUUAUGCUAUAAAUGGUGUUCUUGAAGUAAAUAUUCGUCCCAGCUUACGGAUGUGGUCAUGGAAGCAUAUUAGAGAUCAUAGGCAAAAAGUGAAGCAGUAUAAAGAACUGUAUAAAAAAAAGUUAACAACUAAGAAGUUGACUGGUGACAUUCUUCUGUCUUUGGAGGAGUUGGAAAAGAUCCUGGAUGUAUUUAAUUUAACUUUAACAAGACAACAGGCAGAAGUUGAGGUAAAGAAAGCUGGAUACAAGAUUUACAAAGAAGGGGCAAGAGAUACAGAGGAUAAUAGAGGAUGGUUAGACUGGCUGUGGAGUUGGUCAGAAGCAAGUAGUGAAGAACAACCAGAUGUUAAACCUGGAACUCUUGAAGAAAUGUUGACACCUGAUGAAAAAGCUAAACUCUAUGAAGCAAUUGGUUAUAGUGAAACAGCAGUUGAUCCAACCUUGCCAAAAACAUUUGAAGCCAUGAAGUUUUUUCUUCAUUUGAAAAGUAUGUCUGUUGUUCUAAGAGAAAAUCACCAAAAACCUGAGCUGUUAGAAAUUUUAAUAGAAGAAUUUACUACUCUGAUUGUGCAAAGACCAGGAGCACAAGCAAUAAAAUUUGAAACCAAAAUAGACUCAUUUCAUGUUACUGGCUUACCAGAUGAUUUAACAAAACCUCGUCUUCUGUCUUCAUUGGAUGAUGCUACCUCUCUCUUCCAAAUUAUAUUUGAGAUAAAUCCAUUAGAUGAAACUGUUGCUCAAAGGUGUAUCAUAGAAGCUGAACCUUUAGAAAUGAUAUAUGAUGCAAGAACAGUGAAUAGUAUAGUGGAAUUCUUCAGGCCUCCGAAAGAUGUACACCUGACACAGCUGACUUCAGCAACUUUGACAAAACUUGAAGAAUUUCGUGAUAAGACAGCAACAGGUCUACUGUAUAUUAUUGAAACACAGAAAGUUCUUGAUCUCAAAAUUAAUUUGAAGGCAUCAUAUAUUAUUAUUCCACAAGAUGGAAUUUUUAGUCCUGCAUCAAAUCUACUACUUUUGGAUCUUGGUCAUCUAAAGGUGACAAGUAAAAGUCGUUCAGAAUUACCGGAUGUAAAACCAGGUGAGGCCAAUCUUGAAGAGAUAAUGCAUAGAGCUUAUGAUUCAUUUGAUAUUCAACUUACGAGCAUACAGCUGCUUUACAGCAGAGUUGGUGAAAAUUGGAAAGAAGCACGAAAACUCAAUGUAUCUACACAGCAUAUUUUGAUACCUAUGCAGUUCAAUGUGGAACUCUCUAAGGCCAUGGUUGUCACAGAUUUAAGGAUGCCCAAAUUCAAGAUUUUUGGAAAGUUACCUCUGGUUUCUUUACGAGUCUCGGAUAAAAAACUGCAAGGAAUUAUGGAAUUAGUUGAAAGCAUUCCAAAACCUGAACCUGCACCUCAUGUACCUGACCCUGGUAAAUCAGAUGAGAUUCAAGGGUCCAAUUCUUUUGGAACAUCACAGAUUUCACAGAAAAUGUUUCCCGUUUUGGAACUUCCUCCACCCAUUAUUGAAGAUGACUCAGAGGAGGAAUUUUUUGAUGCACCAUGUAGUCCCUUGGAAGAGCCUCUUCAGCCCCCGACUACAGUUAAAUGUUUUAGACACAGACAGUUUCAAAAGCAGGACUGUUCAAAAAAUAUGACCGAGUGUAAAAUAAGAUUUGAGGUAUCAGAGGUUUUGAUUCAGUUUUAUCACUUUGUUGGAGAUUGUGAACUACCUGUGGUAGAAUUUGAUGUUUUAGGAUUGGGGACACAAAUUGAGUUUAGAACAUUUGAUUUGAAAGCAAAUGCUUUUUUGAAAGAGUUCUGCUUAAAAUGCCCAGAGUACUUGGAUGAAGACAAGAAACCAGUUUAUGUGAUUACAACACUGGAUAACACCAUGGAAGAUCUGUUAACACUGGAAUAUGUGAAGGCAGAAAAGAAUGUGUCAGACUUGAAGAGUACCUAUAACAAUGUUGAGCAACUGGUCAAGGUGAAUUUUUCUUCUUUGGAUAUUCAUUUACAUACUGAAGCACUUCUGAAUACCAUGAAUUAUUUUAAUAAUAUCCUUCCACAAUCAGAGGAGAAAUCAGCCCCGGCGCAUAUUGUGGAGAAUGAAGACAAAGGGGAUGUCAUCAAAAAAAUAUCUUCUAAAUUAUCCAAGGAUGAAGAUAUUAUUACCUUGCAGAUUUUUGCAGAAUUGUCAUGUUUACGGAUUUUUAUUCAAGACCAGAAACAUAAAAUUUCUGAAAUUAAAAUUGAAGGACUUGAUUCUGAAAUAAUUAUGAGACCUAAAGUAACUGAAAUAAAUGCAAAACUAAGAAAUAUAAUUGUUUUGGAUUCUGAUGUAAUGGCUGUAUACAAAAAGGCUGUUUAUAUCACUGGAAAAGAAGUCUUUAGCUUCAAAAUGGUUUCUUACAUGGAUGCAACUGCUGGUUCUGCAUAUACAGACAUGAAUGUGGCUGACGUUCAGGUUAAUUUAACUGUUGGUUGCAUUGAAGUAGUUUUUGUCACAAAAUUUCUGUAUUCUAUAUUGGCUUUUAUAGACAACUUUCAAGCAGCCAAACAAGCCUUGACUGAGGCAACUGUUCAGGCAGCAGGAAUGGCUGCUACUGGUGUAAAAGAGCUGGCACGAAGGAGUUCUAGAAUGGCACUGGAUGUUAACAUCAAAGCCCCGGUUGUGGUCAUCCCACAGUCUCCAGUUUCUGAAAAUGUUUUUGUUGCUGAUUUUGGACUAAUUACAAUGACAAAUACAUUCCAUAUGAUAGCAGAGAGUCAGAGCAAUCCCCCGCCUGUUAUUGAUUUGAUAACAGUAAAACUGAGUGAAAUGCGACUAUACAGGUCUCAAUAUAUUAAUGAUGCAUACCAGGAAGUACUGGAUAUACUACUGCCAUUAAAUCUUGAGGUGGUUGUUGAGCGAAAUUUAUCCUGGGAGUGGUACCAGGAGGUUCCUGGUUUUAAUGUAAAUGCUCAGCUAAAGCCCAUGGAGUUCAUUCUCAGUCAAGAAGAUAUAACAACUAUUUUUAAAACAUUGUAUGGCAAUAUAUGGUAUGAAAAAGGUGACAGUGCCUCCCCUGCUGUAAUAAAAGACCAGUCUAGUGUUACUAGUGGAGUUACUAAUGCUUCACACCAUUCAGGAGGAACAACUGUGGUGACAGCUGCUGUGGUAGAAGUACAUUCAUAUGCCUCUCAAGUUAAGACAACAAUAAAUAUGAGUUUCAAGACAGACUAUCUCACCAUGGUACUGUAUAGUCCAGGUCCUGAACAGACUUCCUUUACAGAUGUUCGUGAUCCUUCUCUGCAACUUGCUGAGUUUAGAUUGGAGAAUAUUAUAAGUACUUUAAAAAUGUAUACGGAUGACUCAACGUUUUCUUCUUUCUCAUUAAAAAACUGUAUUUUAGAUGAUAAGAGGCCUCAUGUCAAGAAGGCAACUCCUAGAAUGAUAGGACUGACAGUUGGGUUUGACAGAAAGGACAUGAUGGAUGUACGGUACAAGCGAGUCAGAGAUGGUUGGGUGUCUGAUUUAGUCUUUCAGGAAAUGUAUAUUUGUGCAAGUGUGGAAUUUCUGACGACAGUUGCAAAUGUCUUUCUUGAGGCCUACAGCACAGGCACUGCUGUAGAAACCAGUGUUCAAGCAUGGUCUUCUAAGGAAGAAGUGCCUGUAGGGCAAUCAGAGAAAUGGGAAAUUAAUACUAUGAUUAAAAAUCCUGAAUUUGUGUUUGUGGCUGACAUGACAAGAAAUGAUGCCCCGGCCUUAGUCAUUACCACACAGUGUGAAAUUUGUUGGAAAGGCGAACUUGAAAACAAUACAAUGACUGCUGCCAUUAAAGAUUUCCAAGUGAAAGCAUGCCCAUUUCUUCCAGUCAAGAGAAAAGACAAUGUAACUACUGUUUUGCAGCCCUGUGACUUAUUUUAUCAGGCUACUCAGAUGGGUACAGGCCCGCAAGUGAUUGAUAUGUCAGUAAAAUCCCUGACACUAAAGGUUUCACCAGUUAUCAUAAACACCGUGAUUACCAUAACUUCAGCACUUUUUACAGCUAAGGAAACCAUUCCCAAAGAAACUACUUCUUCUGCAGCACAAUUAUGGGAAAAGAAGGAUACAAAGGAUUUAAAAAUGUGGUUCCUUGAAGAACCAGAUGAAGCUGAAAACACAGCCCCCACAACUGAAUUGGUACCCAAAGGAGAGAUGAUAAAAAUGAACAUUGAUUCUAUUUUCAUAGUUCUGGAGGCUGGAAUUGGUCAUAGAACAGUGCCUAUGCUUUUGGCAAAGUCACGUUUUUCAGGGGAAGGCAAAAACUGGAGUUCCCUAAUAAAUCUUCAUUGUCAACUUAAGCUAGAAGUGCAUUAUUACAAUGAAAUGUUUGGUGUAUGGGAGCCUUUGCUGGAACCCUUAGAAAUUGAACAGACAGAGGAUUUUAGACCAUGGAAUCUUGCAUUCAAGAUGAAAAAGAAAACAAAGAAAGCCAUUGUUGAAUCAGAUACUGAAGAAGAAAACUACAGAGUGCCAGAAUAUAAAACUAUCUUCACUUUCUAUUCAAAAGAUCAACUAAACAUUACAUUAUCCAAGUGUGGCCUUGUAAUGUUAAACAAUUUAGGCAAGGCAUUUACAGAAGCUGCUACUGGAUCUUCAGAUGUCUUCUUAAAGGAUUUAGCACCAUUUAUGAUUAUAAAUUCUCUUGGACUUACUAUCUCUGUUUCACCAAGUGAUUCCUUUAGUGUACUCAACGUUCCUAUGGCAAAAUCAUAUACAUUGAAAAAUAAGGAGAGUUUAAGUAUGGAUUAUGUUCGAACUAAGGACAAUGACCAUUUCAGUGCAAUGACCAGCCUAAGCAGCAAGCUUUUCUUCAUUCUUCUUACACCUGUUAACCACUCUACUGCUGAUAAGAUUCCUUUAACAAAAGUGGGACGACGUCUGUACACUGUUAGACACAGAGAGUCUGGAGUUGAAAGAUCUAUUGUUUGUCAGAUUGAUGCAGUGGAAGGAAGUAAGAAGGUAACAAUUCGCUCCCCAGUGCAGAUUAGAAAUCAUUUUUCAGUCCCACUGUCUGUUUACGAAGGCGGCACUUUAUUGGGAACUGCUUCACCUGAAAAUGAAUUCAACGUACCUUUAGCAUCUUACCGAGCACUCCUUUUUCUGAAGCCAGAAGAUGAGGGCUAUGAAGUAUGUGAAGGAAUUGACUUUGAAGAAAUUAUAAAAAAUGAUGGAGCUCUUGUAAAGAAGAAAUGUAGACCUACAAACCCUUCCAAGAAACCAUUUAUUGUUAAUAUUGUCCCAGAAAAAGAUAAUUUGACAUCUCUUUCAGUGUAUUCAGAAGAUGGUUGGGACUUACCAUACGUAAUCCAUUUAUGGCCAGCUAUUCUACUCCGAAAUCUUCUUCCUUACAAAAUUGCUUAUUAUAUAGAGGGGAUUGAACAUAGGGUUUUUACCCUAAAUGAAGGAUGUUCAGCCCAGAUUUGUACGGCAGAGUUGGAUAAAGCUAAGCUACAUUUAAAAUUACUUGACUAUCUUAAUCAUGAUUGGAAAAGUGAAUAUCACAUAAAACCUAAUCAACAAGACAUUGGUUUCAUCAACUUUACCUGUGUUACAGAAAUAGAAAAGACUGAUUUAGAUAUUGCUGUCCAUGUGACUGACAAUACUGGCCAGGUGGUUGUGGCAUUUCAUAGUCCUUACUGGAUGGUCAAUAAAACUGGCCGAAUGUUACAGUACAAAGCAGAUGGAAUUCAUCGAAAGCAUCCACCUAAUUAUACAAAGCCAGUUCUCUUUUCUUUUCAGCCAAAGCACUUUUUUAAUAACAAUAAGGUUCAGCUUAUGGUAACGGAUAGUGAAUUGUCAGAUCAGUUUUCAAUUGAUACCGUUGGUAGUCAUGGAGCUGUUAAAUGUAAGGGCCUGAAUAUGGAAUAUCAAGUUGGUGUCACUAUAGACCUCAGCAGUUUUAAUAUUACCAGGAUUGUGACAUUUACCCCUUUUUAUAUGAUUAAAAACAAAAGCAAAUAUUGUAUAUCAGUGGCUGAGGAGGGAAAUGAAAAAUGGCUCUCUCUUGAUUUGGAGCAGUGUAUCCCCUUUUGGCCUGAGGAUGCUUCUAAUAAACUUCUUAUUCAAGUUGAAAGAAGUCAAGGUCCUCCCAAAAAGAUAUAUUUUAACAAGCAAGAAAACUGUAUUUUAUUGCGUCUUGAUAAUGAGCUUGGAGGCAUUAUAGCAGAAGUUAAUUUGGCUGAGCAUUCUACAGUUAUUACAUUUUCAGAUUAUCAUGAUGGAGCAGCUACAUUCCUGUUAAUAAAUCACACCAAGGAUGACCUGGUUGAAUACAAGCAAAGUUCUCUCAGUAAAAUGGAAGACUUCCUCCCUCCUGGAAAAGCAGUAUUUUAUACAUGGGCUGAUCCAGCUGGCUCUAGAAAACUGAAGUGGAAAUGUGGAAAAAGCCAUGGUGAAGUAACACAAAAGGAUGAUAUGAUGACACCUAUAAAUAUGGGGAAAAAGACCAUUUAUUUAGUUUCAUUCUUUGAAGGCUUACAACGCAUUAUUUUAUUCACUGAAGAUCCAAGGGUAUUUAAAGUAACGUAUGAAAGUGAGAAAGCAGAGUUAGCAGAGCAAGAGAUUGUGUUGGCGUUACAAAAUGUUGGAAUUUCUCUCGUCAACAAUUACACAAAACAAGAAGUAGCCUAUAUCGGCAUUACAAGUUCUGAUGCGGUUUGGGAGACAAAGCCCAAGAAGAAGGCAAGAUGGAAGCCUAUGAGUGUAAAGCAAACUGAGAAGUUAGAGAAAGAAUUUAAGGAAUAUACUGAAUCUUCACCUUCAGAAGAUAAGAUUAUUGAGUUGGACACUAACGUUACGGUUCACUUAACACCUAGUGGUAGUAACAUGAAAAUUCUGCAACCACAUGUAAUAGCUAUACGGAGAAGUUGUCUUCCAGCAUUAAAGGUGGAAUAUAGCACAUCUGCACAUCAGUCGUCAUUUAGAGUUCAAAUUUACAGAAUACAGAUCCAAAACCAGAUACAUGGUGCUGUAUUUCCAUUUGUGUUUUAUCCUAUUAGACCUCCCAAGUCGGUCACCAUGGAUUCAGCACCAAAGCCCUUUACAGAUGUCAGUAUUGUUAUGAGAUCUGCAGGGCAUUCCCAAAUAUCACGUAUUAAGUAUUUCAAAGUGUUGAUCCAAGAAAUGGAUCUCAGAUUAGACCUAGGGUUUGUGUAUGCUUUAGCAGAACUUAUGGCAGAAGCUGAGGUGACUGAAAAAACAGAGGUUGACCUUUUUCAUAAAGAUAUAGAAGCUUUCCAAGAAGAAUAUAAAACAGUUUCAUUAGUGGAUACAUCACAAGUCAGUCUGUAUGAAUACUUUCAUAUAUCUCCUAUCAAGUUACAUUUAAGUGUUUCCCUGAGCUCCGGUAGAGAAGAAGCUAAAGACUCAAACCAAGGUGGAGGGCUGAUUCCAGUUCAUUCCUUAAAUCUGUUGCUGAAGAGUAUUGGCGCCACUCUAACAGAUGUCCAAGAUGUAGUUUUUAAGCUUGCAUUUUUUGAACUCAACUAUCAGUUCCAUACAACACCUGAACUGCAGUCUGAAGUAUUAAGACAUUAUUCGAAACAGGCCAUUAAGCAAAUGUAUGUACUCAUUCUUGGACUUGACGUUUUGGGAAAUCCCUUUGGCUUAAUUAGAGAAUUUUCCGAAGGUGUAGAAGCAUUUUUUUACGAACCUUAUCAGGGAGCCAUCCAGGGCCCUGAAGAGUUUGUGGAGGGAAUGGCACUAGGACUUAAGGCACUAGUUGGUGGAGCUGUUGGUGGAUUAGCUGGUGCUGCCUCCAAAAUCACCAGUGCUAUGGCAAAAGGAGUAGCAGCUAUGACUAUGGAUGAAGACUACCAGCAGAAGAGAAGAGAAGCCAUGAACAAGCAGCCAGCUGGUCUUAGAGAAGGCAUCACUCGUGGAGGAAAAGGCUUAGUUUCUGGCUUUGUAAGUGGCAUAACAGGAAUUGUGACAAAACCAAUCAAAGGAGCUCAGAAAGAAGGAGCAGCUGGUUUCUUUAAAGGUGUUGGGAAAGGGUUAGUUGGAGCGGUGGCAAGGCCAACUGGAGGUAUCAUAGACAUGGCUAGCAGUACAUUUCAGGGAAUAAAAAGAGCUACAGAGACUUCUGGUGAAGUGGAGAGUCUGCGACCGCCUCGGUUCUUUAAUGAAGAUGGAGUCAUCAGACCUUACAGGUUGAGGGAUGGUACUGGAAAUCAGAUGUUACAGGCAUCAAAAAGUUUGAUAUGAAAACAGUUAAUGCAUGACUUUGCAAGUGAAAGCCAACAGUAGAUUUUAGUCUUAAAAUUUACAAACUACGUACAGCCGUUUAAGUAUUUUCAAUACAAAGAAAAGCUUUUAUAUUGGUAAUUUUUUAUUUAGGUUAGUGAAUCUGAUGUUUUUAUAGGGUAUUCUUAGUUCUGUGCUGGACUUGCUAGAUUUGUUAAAAGUCAUUGUGUUUUAUGUACCCUCACUGUUGGUGGUACUUAUGUUUGGAGUACUUCUUUCUGUGCAUCCAUCCACUAGUAGCUUCUGUAACAGAUAUAAUCCUCAUGUCAAAUUAGGCUUGCACGAGGAACCAGAAAAAGUCAGGACCACUAGUAUUGCCAAUUAUUCUUGGGUUCUUAGACUUUGAAGAGAUUUCUUUUAAAGGUGCUCCAAUGGCCAUGACCCUUUUCCUGCUUUAUUCUUGUGUUGUCUAUAUAUAAAAACUUUGUGGAAUAUGAUAAGUAGUUCACAUUCAAACCAACUUCUUUUACUAAGAAAAGUUAGCUUUUAGAAUGACAGUUCAAAGGUAUAGAAUAUUUUACUAUUUAGACAACUUUCUUACUUGGCAAAUGGAAUUUUUAAAAUCAUUUGUUUGAAAACAAAGAGUCGUUACGUUAUAUAAACUUGAAAAUCUUCAUGGUAAUAUGAAACUGUGAAGAUGUGGUCCUUCCUUUAUAGCCUUGAUAUUUUGAAGUAUUUUCAUGUUUAAAGUGAUCAGGGUAAAGAUUAAAACUUUAAUAUUUCACCUACUACAUGUAUAUUUUACAUAAAAGAAUUUUACUUCUAAAUCUUUCUAAAUCUAAAUCUUCAUUAUAGUAAAAUGUAACCAUAGAGUUAAUGUGCAAUAUUUAGUAAAGGGAUUUUGUACUGUGUUUAAAGCAUCAGAAUAAUUGUAUAUUGUGAUAAACAAGCAAUCUAGUGAGAGGUUGUGCUCUAAAGAACAUGAGUGCAACCUCUACAAUGACAUUAUAGCAUUCUUUGGAAAAUAGAUAAGUUGCAGGAUUCACCUAUGGCUAAUAUUACAGAGCAUAUUUUCCUACCUAAUAUCUGCUGUGCCUCCUUAGAGCACAAUUAACAUGCUCUGAACAUUUCAGUAGACUGAAAGUUGAAUAGUUUUCAACUCAACUUUUAAAAAACUAAAAAUAAUUCUUGAGAAGCUAUUUUAAUAAACUUAGUAGGAAGUAUGGAUGAGGAGAGUUUAGAAAUGUGUUCUGAUUUUUAGGGAAAAAGAUUGAUUAUUAGGGAACAGAUUAUAACAUAUAAGGAACCUUUGAAAAUACCAAAGAUUUCUCAUAGGUUGAUAACUUGAUUGUUCCACACCUUCAUUAAUUGUUUUCUGAAGCUUUAAACUUUGAGGGUCAAUGAUUAUAACUCUUGACUAUAUAUUUUUAUAUAUGUAUAUUAUUUUUAUUAGACCAGUCUUGACAUUAAUUCCUAAAAGAGAUAUUUCAUUGACUAAAAACUCUCAAUUCGUGGCAACCAUUACUUGUGUUUCAACAAAAACAUCGUUAAACAUCACACUAGCUGGAAAGCCUGUAGGAAUUCACCAGACGCUUGUGGUUAGCAUUACUCUCUUACAUGUGUAAGAAGUGGUUUGUUGUUUUGGUGGUAAUGGUGCUUUUUUGAAUCAAAACCCUAUUAUAAUAUUAGGAAAAACUUUAAAAUUUAUGAAUAUCAGUGCUAUGGAAAAGAAGUUGAUGACAUGGAUUUAAAAUCUCAUCAGCCUAUAUUUAACCUAAAGGAUUUGAUGAUGGUACCCCUAGAAAAUGUUUAAUACUUCACAUGUUUCUCCUUUUCUAAAAAAGUGCUCUAUUUUCACUAAAUUACAUAUGCCAAUAUAUAAUAAUUAAAUAUAAAAUGUACUUUUUCAUUGUGACCCCUUCUCUUUAGAAAGUAGUACAUUAUUAUAGUGCCUUGCUAGUAGUCAAAGUUACCUGCUACAGAUAUAGAAUGGUAAUUUUAAUGUAUACAUAGAAUACCUUAUGGGUAUCAUCAAACUAUUGAUUUCAUACAUUGAAUUGAACCAGACAUUGGAUUUCAGUCUUAGAUUUGUUAAGUUAUGGAAUAUUACAUCUAUAAUUACAGCCCCAGUCACAGCUGAAAAAUUUGCUUCAAAAUUAUUCUGACUCCUUGAACAUUUCAUAAUUUUACAUGUUUUCCAGGCAGUUUGCCAUGCUUAACUAAUCUUUGUGCUUCUUUUUUCCUUUACCAUGCUUACAGAAAAUUCAGGUCUACAGGGAGUGGAUUAUGACUCACAGUAGCAAUAGUGAUGAUGAUGAUGAUGAUGAUUAGUCAGAUUCUGAACUGUUAAAAUUCAUAUGUUCUUUGUCAUUUUAUUUGGAAUGUUUCAUGAACAUGUUUUAUAUGUCUGUUACCGUAAUGGCGUAUGUCCAUUUUUAGGGAGGUAAACACUCUUUCCUCUUAAAAUGUUUUUUUGCACAUCUUCAAAAAGCAAAAUAAUUCCAUUAAGCACAGAAAAGAAUGUAUUUUACAUCAAAGUAGGGCAUACUAUAUAUUAUAGCAUUUACUUGUGUAUGUCUUGUAGCUUUGUAAUACACAGUUUGUUUUUCAGAUUUAAAAUUAGAAAAAUACAUUUUUUUAAUGUUCACUAGUUUUAUAUUAUUUUUCAUUAUUUUGUUAGCAGAAUGCCUUCUAUUUAAAUGUUCUUUAUGUAAAUUUGCUGGGCUGUAAUAUAAUGACAUUGUGUAAACAAAAAAGAAAAUGAAUAGUAAUAGCCAGUCAAUAUUUUAUAUUCAUAAAAUAAAAUACUUUUUAGAGUAUUUUUGUCAAGUUUCUCUUAAUAAUAAUAAAAUUAUAUAAUUUGAAACGAUGUGAAUUUGUUGUUCUAUUCCAAAAUCAUAUAGGUUGUUGAACUACUAUUAUAAAAAAAAAUUCAUGAUCUGUUAUGGAAGGUUAGACUGUGAAAUAAAUUUACAGUCUGAGAAUGAAAAAAAAAUUUAUUUCUUGGGUACACUUUUUAUUGUUUCACUAUAUGUAUAUUUGUGUGUGAAACAAUGAACAAAGUUGUUUUGUAGUCAUUAUAUUUACUUACUAAUUUACAUACCUCUAUACUAUAUCCUUGUUAUAAAAUGUUAUGAAUUAAUUCAGAACAUUAGGAAAAUAUUUAUAGGAAACAUAAUUGUGUAUAUUAUUUCUGGCUAAUAUGGGGAAAACAUCUAAAUCUCUGAAAGACCUGUGAGCAAAUUUAUUAAUGUUUUGUGGAUGUACUGAAGCUUUUUAACAUUUUCAACUUAGAUGAAACUAUCUUGUUCUAUUUCCCUAGUAUAUUAGAUGUUCUAAAAAGCCUGUCUGAAAAAAUGAAUGACUGUUAGUAGUUAUGAUGUUUAUUCCUUAUGACUGCUAUGCUUUUGGAUCAACAGAAGAAUAUUUUCCUUAACUUAUAUUAAGCACUUUGCUUAAUUGAGCUUAUAUUAAACUGUAGGGAACCCUGGUGGUGCAGUAGUUAAACGCUAGGCUGCUAACCGAAAGAUUGGUGCUUAGAACCCACACCGUGGCUCCAUGGAAGAAAGACCUAGAGAUCCGCUUCCAUAAAGAUUACCAUAUUUUACAGAAAUAACACACACCUUCUGUGUUUGUUUGCUGACACCCUACUCCCAUGAGGUGUUUUUGUAAGUGUACUAUGCUAGUUUUUUUUGUUUUUUGUUUUUUUUAAGAACAGCAAUAUGUGGAAGCGGAUUGGCAUGGUGGUGCUUGAUAGGGUGCCUCACUGGGGGAGGGCAUGGCCAGCAAACAAAUGCAGAAGUCAUGCGUAAUUUGCGUAAAAAUACAGUAUAGCCUAGAAAUCCUAUGGGCAGCUCUGCUCUGUGUCACAUGGGGUCUCUAUGAGUCAAAAUCAACUCCAUGGCACCUAACAACAAGUAGAUAAUUGGCUUAAUUGUUGAGCUUUUGGUUUAAUUCAUUCAGCCCAUCUCAAUCUUUUCUAGUUCUUCUAUUUAUCAGGUUUUUAUUUCUAUGAAUCAUAAUUCUUUAUGUUCUUUGAAAAUCACUGUUAGACAUUAAAAUAUUGAGCUUAUAACGUACAGCUAAAAAAGAAAGUUUUUAAAAAAUUUCUACCUGCCUAGUACUCAUUCAAAUUAAAUAGAAAUCAAGUACUUGUGUAUGAAGACAAAGAAAUAUAUUAAUAUUCAAGAAUUAUUGUUUUCAUCACAAUAUAUUCUGACCUUUUUGGAAUAAAUAAAUAAAACAAUAUUAUUAAAAUAGUCACUACUGAUAUCAGAGACUGAAUUUUUAUUUGUUAUGUACCCACUACUCUCAAAAUAUGUCCUUAUGCCUCAUCAAAUUUAUAGAAAAUGAUACUGUGUUCAACUUUGGGGUUUAAAUGAGAGAAACAGUUCUUUUUGUUUGUUAUUAGUAACUUUCUACUUAAUUAGACUUUUUAAUGGAAGUAUCAAUCUACUAAAGUCUAGUGAGGAAGCUAUGCUGAGAAUUACGUAAUAGCAUACUUUUCCAAACCUUUUAACUUUAUUUAUAUUCCAAAAAUCUGUAACGUCUUGAUUAUGUGUAGAGAAAUAGAAGAUAGGUUCUCUCUUCCUUUGUUGUUGUUGUGUGCCGUUGAGUCAGUUCUGACUCAUAACGACCCUAUAGGACAAAGUAGAACUACCCCAUAGGUUGCCUAGGCUGUAAUCUUCAAGGAAGCAGAUCACCAGGUCUUUUCUCCUGAGGAGGAGCUGGUGGGUUUGAACUGCUGACCUUUCAGUUAUUAGCAGAGUACUUAACCAUUGCACACUAGGGCUCCUGUCUCUUCUCUUAGGGAUUCUUUAUUUUACUUCGUAUUUCCUUUACACUUGAAUAACACGUUGAAAACUGCCAGGAAGGAAAAUUUGUAAAAAUCCUGAAACAUAAACUUCUAGCAUCAUAAAUAAUCUGCAUUUAUAAGAGCCUAUACAUGAACUAAAUUAUAGGCUCAAAUUGGAUAUAAAUAUAACAAAUAUAAAGCCAGAAUAAUAUUGCUAACUUACAAUAUUCCUAAUAGAAAAGGAAGUCAGAAUAAAUUUUAAUUUACUUCUGUAUUUAAAAGUCAGUUUUUUAUAAAUUUUACUUUUUGAAAUCACUCAAAACACCUAUCAUUGAUGUAGUAUACAGUGUUUAAGGUCACGUUAUUAAAAUUUACAGGUGGAGCCAUUUUAAUAUAAGACUUCAAUGUCCAGCAUGAAAAAUGUGCUACUGUAUCUACAUCCCAAGAUCACAUACACUAAAGAAUAAUGACUGCUAUGGUAGCUGUGAUAGUAGUUUGCCUGAUUUAAGUCCUGUGAUGAAAGUUUGCAUUAAAUUUACUUAUGGUGAUGGGAGGAGGACAGCCAUCCUAAAUGUUAUUGAGUACUUUAUCUACCAUACCUUCAACCCUCACUUUGUUUUAUAGAAUUUCUUGCGAAGUAAUUUAUAGUAGCUCAAAAACAUUAAAGGUUCUGUUAGGUCUAAAUAAGAUGCUGUUAAGUAUGCCUACAGACGAUUGACUUAGAUCAAGUUAUAAUUACAAUGAGUAUGUAGAAGGAAUAAUGAAUUCGUUUAUCUUUCUAUGCUUGUACCUUUUGGAUAAACGGAGAUCAAUUAAAACUUUUUGGACUGUUAAUUUAGUCUUUCAGUGAAUGAAUGAACUAAUGAAGUGCAGUGAGUACAGUCAGUAUUAUAUAGUAUAUUAUAAAGUCUUGAGUCAAAGGAAAUAAACUAUAUGGUUUCAAAUAGGUCUGUUAGAGGCCUAGUUAGGUAAUUUAUGAUUUUCUUAUAUAGGGAUUUAUGGUUUGUUUUCUUUCAUUGUGAUAGAUAAUUUUCAUGCCCAUAAUUGUCUCUCAGUCAGUGUAAUGAAUUAGCAAUUCUUCCACAGAAACCAAUGUAUGUAGCAAGAGUAUACCUCCAAAUACCAGCUUUCAAACAAAUGUUUACUAGUUUUAUAAAAUUGGUAUUUAAUGUGUCCCCCUUGGCCGCAUAUACAUAUUCCUCUGAAUCUAACUUACAGACUCUCAAAAUAUGUGAGUGUUCAAAAUAUUAUCGGCCUUAUUUGUGUGUUUUUUAAAUAAUCAGGGUAGACAGAUGUAGCUAAGUAUAUAUAAUUUUUCUUAACUGGACAUGUUAUAUUUUUAUUAUAAAUUAUCAUUUAUCAAUACCCUGUUAACUACAGAAGUUUUCUAAGUGUAUGAGAUAAAAAAUUAGAGUUUCUAUGAAUUAAAAAAUUUAGAGAUUCAUACUUCCAUGGAAAAAGCUAAAUCCCUCUUGUGAAUCAGCAUACUGACAUUGAUUCUCGAUCUACAAUUUUGGUAUUUUACAGAAGAUAUGAUAGUUUUCAAAAAUUAAAGUAGAUUAUUUUCUGCGUUGUUAAAGUAAUAUGUGCACAUUAAAGAAACAGGAAACUACAGAAAAAAAGUAUCCUUUGUCUCCUGCCUUUUUGAUGUAUUUCCUUUUUUAAUUUUUUGUUUGCAUGGCUAUGAUCCUAAUGUAUGCAUUCCCAUCUUUUAUAUUAUUAUACAUUUUCAUAAACAAGAAUGUUAACUGCUAAAUAUUAAAAAUGCAUCCCAUUCAUAGAACAGUCCCCAGUAUGAGAAACCUAGUCCUUAUUUUUGGAACAUAAAAAUAGCCAGCAUACCCUUUUCUUUAUUUUUAUAGCUAAUGUAGAAGCCUUUUCUUUCUCAUUGAACAUGGUUCUACCACUUUUGACUCUACCUUUUAAAAAUUUCUUCCCUUUAAAUAAAUCUUCUCUUGAAGUAUGUGUGUAUAUAUAUGUGUGUGAGUGUGAAUGUGUGAAUAUAUAUAAUCCCUGUAUCCUUCAUUGUGUAUGAAUGUUGACAACCUGAUUGUCCCAUGGGGGUAGUACAUUCUUAACCGCUUCAGAUAUUUUUGAAAUUUAUAUAUGUUGUCUUGAAUCCCUUAUAAAAGUCUAUAAAGAUAUUUUAAUUGCCAUUAUAUAAGUUGUUCUAGAAGGGAGGCUGUUUUUGUUUGUUGUAUAUUUCUUUUCUUUCAGAAAUUGCAGAUGUUUAUAAUUAGCUCCAAACACUGCCCUAAUAGCAAUUGGAAGACGCUGCCUUCAGCCGACGUGGUCUUUCCCUUUCUUCAGGAGGAGAGUUACAACUGAUCUGGAAGAAAGGGCUUACCAUAGGCAGUCAGAUCACCAGAGUAGUGCUGAGCAAUCUUCCUGGCUUCAUCUAAAAUUUUGAGUAAGUGGACAAGAACUAGGAGACAGGGAUUAUUGGAUUUUACUCUUCAUUUUGCAACUCUUCCUCUCCAGAAAAAUACUUCUGCAUAGGAUGAGAAAGCUGAAGAGAGCCAAAUUCUGUUAUCCGGAUGAAUAGGAGUUCUUAGCAUCUCAGAUAAAGUAGAUCCCAUGGAAAAGGAGAUUGACUGCCUAUCCAGUUGGAUACAGUGCUCACACCUCGUUGAUUAGAUUUAACAGAAAUCUCUUAGAAAGUCUUUGUCACAUCAUUUUUGAAGGCCCAAACUUUUGAACAUCUACUAGUAAGUUCCACUUACCCUAUUUUGGAACAAAUAAUUACAAUGCAUCCCACUUGGAACCUUUCAGUAUUACAUAAAAGUAACCCAAACCAAACCCAAACCCACUGCCUUCGAGUCAACUCUAACUCAUAGCAACCCUAUAGGACAGAGUAGAACUGCCCCAUAGGGUUUCCAAGGAGCAGCUGGUGGAUUCAAACUGCCAGCCUUUUUGGUUAGCUCUUACCCACUGCACCACCAGGACUCCUACAUAAAAAUACUUUUGAAUAAGACGGUUGACAUUAAUUAUGUUUUCCUCUGGAGGUGUGGUUCCAUUUAGGGGAGGUUUAGAUUUUGUCUCAGGUCUAAAAUGUGGUUAUUAAUUCAUUCUCCUUUUUAAUCCAGUAACUUGAGUGAGACAAGUUUGAUUUUUUAAUCUCUUUAAAAAAAUUAGUCAUCAUUGUAUCCCUUAAAUUUAUAAAUAUAUUAUGGAAAGAUGAAUACUAUUAU